CAUUUACGUGUGUGAUAUCUGCGCUAAGCUGAGCAGCAUCGUCUUCUUCAUCAUCACAGUACAAAUGAAGAAGUAUGGCUGCACACUACAAAUAUGUCCCCUUGUUUUAACCAGAGUCAUGGUUAAAACACUUCCAGUCGGACUGAACACUUUUUCACCAUGAGGAUCCACUGUAAGGUUGUGGCGAUCGCGGUAUGUUUUGGAGUUUUCCUACUUUUGUACUUUUUCGGGGGAAACGCUGCGGACGAGCCGCCGCUGAAAGAAGUUGCGAAAGAAAAACAUUUUCAAUCCUUCAAUCAUAUCGAGGAUAUAGAACCGGCGAAAGAAGCGAAACAAACCAACGAAGAGCCACAAAAACCACCGAAACUAAUCCGCAAAGAGCCGAAGUUGAGCAGCAGAGGAGGAGGGAAUGUCAUCGCAAAGACUCGGCAGAAAAGUGAGGUGGGGCGGCCUGGGUCAAAGGUCACACAAGCAGAGGAUGUCAUGCACCUGGCAGUGGUGGCUUGUGGGAACCGUCUAGAUGAAACGCUCAACAUGGUGAAAUCAGCACUGCUCUUCAGCAUAAAGAAGAUCAAAUUUCACAUCUUUGCAGAGGAGGACCUGGGCGAACAAUUUGAAAAAGGGUUCAGUCAGUGGCCUCAGACAGUGUCCUCCAGGUUUCACUACAGCAUAUAUCCAAUCACCUUCUCUGUGGGGAAUGCAGAUGAAUGGAAGAAACUCUUCAAGCCAUGUGCUGCCCAGAGGCUGUUUCUUCCCGUUAUCCUGAAGGACGUGGACUCACUGUUGUACGUGGACACAGAUGUUUUGUUUCUCCGGCCUAUGGAUGACAUCUGGAAGUUUCUGAAGGCUUUCAAUAGCACUCAGCUAGCUGCCAUGGCCCCAGAGCACGAGAUCCCUAAGAUCGGCUGGUAUAGCCGCUUCGCAAGACACCCUUUUUAUGGAGUCACAGGGGUCAAUUCAGGGGUCAUGCUAAUGAACCUCACACGGAUUCGUAGCACUCUCUUCAGGAACAGCAUGAUCGCCAGCGGUCUGUCAUGGGAAAAUCUGCUUCACCCUCUUUAUCAGAAAUACAAGAACCACAUCACAUGGGGAGACCAAGACCUACUUAACAUCAUCUUCCACUACAAUCCAGAGUGUCUGUACAUAUUCCCAUGCCAGUGGAACUACAGGCCAGAUCACUGCAUGUAUGGAAGCAACUGCAAGGCUGCGGAGGAGGAUGGGGUGUCUAUUCUUCAUGGUAACCGUGGUGUGUACCAUGACGAGAAGCAGCCCGCCUUCAGGGUGGUGUAUGAUGCCAUACAUGAGUAUCCUUUUGAAGAGAACUUGUUCCAGGCUUUAUUUUACCCUCUUCAGACUAAGUUCCUAGACACCGUUAACACCCUUUGUGGAAGGAUCCCACAAGUGUUCCUCAAACAGAUCGAGAAGACCAUGAGGGCUGUUUAUGAGAAAAAAGUGGUGCACCAUGUCCGACAGCCACUCGAGUAAUGAGCCUCUACUGUGUUUCGGCAUCACAAGAAAGAAUCUCUGCCUGCUGCUUGAAUCAGAGUGAACUUUUCCAUCGAAGACGAGCAAUGCCAGAGGCAAACUACAUUUGGUCCAUUAGGCACAGUAUGAGCUUCAUGAGCCAGAGGAGUUGGAGAUUCAAGCUGGAACAAUUUCUUUUGAGCAGACGUUUGGCCUGCUGCAUGGAAACAGCAAUGCAGGAUGAAUGCAACAUAAGCGAAACCAUCAAAACUCUUGAGAGAGAGUAGUGAGCAAAUGAAUUGAGUGUCUCCAACUGUGGGUAAUCAACCACUUGAAUGUUCCUGAGAGACUCGUUGGCAAAGCUGUUUUUAACCAAUCCAAAAAUAUGGAUUCAGAGCUGUUUAUUUUACAACUGUGUUGUACCAUUUUCAGCAUCUUGUUUUAUUAUGUCUGGUAUUACACAAUUGGAGCAUUUGUGUCUCACUUGAUCUAAUUCAUGUAUUUAAGUGGCUACACCAAUUUGUUUGUGCAUUUUGCUGCUUAAUAGCAUGAGAUAAAGCCUUGUUUUCAAGCCACAUAAAUGAAUGUAGCACGCAGAAACAACCAAAGAGAACUAGCCUGUAGAGCUCAGUAAGAUGUACAUUCAGUUUAAGCACAGCCCUGAUGGUGGAUGUUCACACUGUUUACAUUGAAGAUGACUUGCUAGUAGAAAGGGGCCUGAUGUUGUAAUGUUGUCAUU
Messenger RNA from Carassius auratus (goldfish), 2203 nucleotides. Its product is annotated as glucoside xylosyltransferase 2-like. NCBI's taxonomy places the organism in Eukaryota, Metazoa, Chordata, Actinopteri, Cypriniformes, Cyprinidae. The transcript has 7 exons. Gene Ontology annotation, biological process: protein O-linked glycosylation via N-acetylgalactosamine. The coding region runs from base 160 to 1485 and encodes 441 amino acids. The record is from RefSeq and is a predicted model, not a curated record. Gene Ontology annotation, molecular function: UDP-xylosyltransferase activity.